Molecule: messenger RNA, 5757 nt
Organism: Oncorhynchus kisutch (coho salmon)
Lineage: Eukaryota; Metazoa; Chordata; Actinopteri; Salmoniformes; Salmonidae
Product: aspartate aminotransferase, cytoplasmic
Exons: 9
Coding region: 423-1655 (410 amino acids)
Biological process (GO): L-aspartate biosynthetic process
Cellular component (GO): cytosol
Molecular function (GO): pyridoxal phosphate binding; L-aspartate:2-oxoglutarate transaminase activity
Source: RefSeq, a predicted model, not a curated record
CAAAUCAAACGCAAUCAACGCUAACACGGUCACUGGGUCAUGCCCGGGGUAUUCAUCGAAUACACUCUUUUUUGAAGGAAAAAACCAAAACAUCGUUAAACCCGUUUAUUCAUAUUCAGCGACCGAGAUUUGCACAUGAACGCGUCAAUCUCCAAUAAUGUUUAGUCAUUGGCACAAACUGUCAAUCACGUCAAAUUAUUUUCCCCUUUUCAAUCGUCGCUAAGAUUGGCUGAUUUUUUAAUCAAGCUGGUUGCUUUCAAUUUCUAUUGGUCAAAUCUCUCACACCCAUUUUCCACUGACCAAAUCCAUCCAAGUUUUAGGUGAAAUUAUUUUCCUACUUCUUCCAUUAGACUGAACAGCGGUUUGUCUCCGGUUGUUUUUCCGUUUUAGCUAACAAUUCCGCUUCGGUAAUAUUCAUCAUCAUGUCAUUAUUCGGUGAGGUUCCCCAAGCCACCCCAGUGGCGGUCUUCAAACUGUCGAAUGAUUUCAAAGACGACCCGAACCCCAUGAAGGUGAACCUCGGUGUUGGAGCCUACAGGACAGAUGAGGGCCAGCCCUGGGUGCUGCCCGUGGUUAAGAAGGUGGAGAAGCUCAUCGUAGCAGACAACCGUCUGAACCAUGAGUACCUCCCCAUCCUGGGUCUGCCUGAGUUUAGGUCCUCUGCAUCCAAGAUCGCCCUGGGAGAAGACAGCCCUGCCAUCCAGGAGAACAGGGUGGGAGCGGUGCAAUGUCUGGGGGGUACAGGUGCUCUGAAGAUGGGGGCUGAGUUUCUCAGACGCUGGUACAAUGGGAACGACAACAUGAAAACACCUGUCUACGUCUCAGCGCCAACCUGGGAAAACCACAACUCUGUGUUUGCCAACGCUGGGUUCAAGGACGUCCGUCCCUAUAAGUACUGGGACGCAGAGAAGCGGGGUCUGGAUCUUGCCGGUUUCCUAGGUGACCUGGAGACUGCACCAAAGCAUUCCAUCUUCGUUUUGCACGCGUGUGCCCACAACCCCACCGGCACAGACCCUACACACGUGGAGUGGAUGCAGGUGGCUGAGGUCAUGGAGAGGAGGAAGCUGUUUGUGUUCUUUGACUCUGCGUACCAGGGCUUUGCGUCAGGCUGCCUGGAUAAGGAUGCAUGGGCAGUGCGCUACUUUGUCACCCAGGGCUUUGAGAUGUUCUGUGCCCAGUCCUUCUCCAAGAAUUUUGGCCUUUACAAUGAACGUGUGGGGAACCUGACCAUCGUAGCUCGUGAUGCUGACAACGUGAGGAGGGUUCUGUCUCAGAUGGAGAAGAUUGUCAGGGUAACCUGGUCCAACCCUCCCUCCCAGGGUGCCAGGCUAGUCGCCAUCACACUCAACACAGCUGAACUCUUUGCUGAAUGGAAGGAUAAUGUGAAGACCAUGGCAGACCGUGUGUUGUUGAUGAGGGCUUCACUCCAGGCUAAACUGCAGGCUCUGGGAACACCAGGAACAUGGGACCACAUCACACAGCAGAUCGGCAUGUUCAGCUUCACUGGCCUCAACCCUAAACAAGUGGAGUACAUGAUCAAGGAGAGGAGUAUCUACCUAAUGGCCAGCGGUCGUAUCAACAUGUGUGGUCUGACCACUAAGAACAUCGACUAUGUGGCCAAGUCUAUCCACGAGACUGUUGUCAACGUCCAGUAGAAGACAACAAUACCCUUAGCACUGGCCCCUGUCCACCACCAGCAGUGUGUGUGUAUAAUGUAUUAGACCAAGGGGGAGCCAGGUACGGGCCACAUCCGGCCUGUGAGACAUUGAAAAAAAUAUAUAUAUAUAUUUUUAUUUAAAAAAAAAUAUUCUCCCCAAUUUCAUGGUAUCCAAUUGGUAGUUAGUCUUGUCCCAUCGCUGCAACUUCCGUAUGGACUCGGGAGAGGCGAACGUCGAGAGCCGUGCCUCCUCCGAAACAUGACCCGACCGAACCAACCGACCAUGACCCGACCGACCCAGAAGCCAGCCGCACAAAUGUGUCUGAAGAAACACUGAACACCUGGCGACAGUGUCAGUGCGCAUGCGCCUGGCCCGCCAAACGAGUCGCUAGAGUGCGAUGGGACAAGGAAAUCUCGGGCCUGCCAAACCCUCUCCUAACCCGGACCACGCUGGGCCAAUGCCUCAUGGGUCUCCCAGUCACUGCCAGCUGUGACACAGCCUGGGAUCGAACCCAGGUCUGUAGUGCGAUGCAGGGCCUUAGACCGCUGCAUCACUCGGGAGGCCCACGCAAAUUAAUUUUAACAAACAAUUGGUCCCCAAAAAAUGCGCACCUCUGUUGAAUUUCAAAAUCCCAAUUUGUCCCUCGAGACAAAGUUUGCCCACCCCUGUGUUAGACCAAACACACAGAAGCCCCCUUCCUAACUCCCAGCGCACCACUGUACGCUGAGCUGAUAAUGUCACUGCCUGUCUACAGAUAUAUUCUAUUUUGACCCUUAAACUAAUGCACAAGGCAGCGUAACAGUUAAAGACAAGUCUUAAUCAUUUGUCUGUGUGGCUCUGUGUGUUUGUCAUCUCUGUGUGUUUGUCAUCUCUGUGUGUUUGUCAUCUCUGUGUGUUUGUCAUCUCUGUGUGUUUGUCAUCUCUGUGUGUUUGUCAUCUCUGUGUGUUUGUCAUCUCUGUGUGUUUGUCAUCUCUGUGUGUUUGUCAUCUCUGUGUGUUUGUCAUCUCUGUGUGUUUGUCAUCUCUGUGUGUUUGUCAUCUCUGUGUGUUUGUCAUCUCUGUGUGUUUGUCAUCUCUGUGUGUUUGUCAUCUCUGUGUGUUUGUCAUCUCUGUGUGUUUGUCAUCUCUGUGUGUUUGUCAUCUCUGUGUGUUUGUCAUCUCUGUGUGUUUGUCAUCUCUGUGUGUUUGUCAUCCCUGUGUGUUUGUCAUCCCUGUGCGUCUUCAUCAAUACUGCUUGCAGUGGAGAGGGGUGUCAUUUCCUUUUGAGUGUUUGUGUUCAGUGGUGUCACGAAUAAGCAGUCUGUGUCAGGACAUUGUAGAUGCUGUGUGGUUCCACACUAAGGCACUGACUGGGUGUCUCUCGACACUUUGAAAUGGCUUCCUUUCCUCCUUCAUUGAAACUGAUGUUUCUUCCACCUGUCUUGUACAGCCAGAUCAGUGAUCAUGGAGGGAAGGACACAAGGAAAGGAGAUAUGGAAAAUAAGCUAUAGUGUUUAAACUAUUGAGACACAGGCCAAGUGUAUCUGGGUGUAUUAGACUAGCUGGUGAUGAUCUUCCUUUGCUUAAUCAUGUUAUUAACAUUACAAUGUGAUUAGUAUUGCUGUGGCAUUGGGGACUGGCGUUUUGGCAAAACAAUUGACUUAAUUAUUCUAGAUUUAGUUUAUUUAAAUGUGUUUUAGUGUAUCCUCCCAUUCAACAUCAACUAAGAUGACUGCUUAAUGACAUUAUGAUAACAUUGUGCCAUCGGUAGGAGUAGUAACACCAAUGAGACAUUUUUGGUUAUUUUCUUAAAUUGAUGCAACAUAUACUCAAAUCUAAAGUCAUUAGCUUUUUGAAAAUAAUUUUUGACAUGAUUAAUAAUUUAGCUCACAGUGUAAUUUCCCUACAUUUUAAAUUGAAUAACAGAGGGACACCUUGGAUUUCGACAUACCAAAGUAUCAAUGGAGUCUUUCAAACGUAUGACAUACUGGGUGUGAUUAAUUAACAAUUCUCUUCCAUAUGGACCCCUCCCUGAUACGUUUACCACUGGAGGGAAUGUUCAAGGUUCUUGUUUAUAUUUGCAAUGAGUGAUUGUCAAGGCAGGAACACCAAAGACAGACACCUGAGGGACAGACAUAUUAUUUUAAAAUAAAUAGUUAUUUUAAUAGCCUCUUUUUGUUUUUAUUGAUGUAUAUGAUACAUGCAUUUUGAUACAUACAUUUCAUACAUAGCAUUAAAAGUAAUACAUCUAAAUCCCCAAAACAUGUCUGUACACCUCUACACAUCACUACUGGGACAAGCCAAUGUCUAAACACCUCUACACAUCACUACUGGGACAAGCCAAUGUCUAAACACCUCUACACAUCACUACCGGGACAAGCCAAUGUCUAAACAACUCUACACAUCACUACUGGGACAAGCCAAUGUCUAAACACCUCUACACAUCACUACUGGGACAAGCCAAUGUCUAAACAACUCUACACAUCCCUACUGGGACAAGCCAAUGUCUGUACACCUCUACACAUCACUACUGGGACAAGCCAAUGUCUGUACACCUCUACACAUCACUACUGGGACAAGCCAAUUUGCUUACCCUAAGUACUUUAAAAACAAUGCAUAAACAAAGUUUUGCAGUAUAAAGGACAAUAUAUAUGUUUUAUCAUAGAUUAACAGUUCAAAACGUUUUUGGUUAUAUUGAUGUGUAACUAUUUGUCAUUUUAAAGUGAUUUUCAUGGUUGCAAGACACGCAAAUACCACCACAAUUCAAGAACUACCCGUUUAGGAUGAUUCCAUUCCUAUUGUAAAACACACAUUCCCUAUUCUGUUUGACUUACCACCUGAAUAUGUUUUAUAGGAGGAGUUGUUUGGGUCCACUUGAGAGCGAAUGUCGCAAAAUAUGAACUGUGACCCAAGUAAACAGUAUUUGACUUGGAAAAAGUACUAGAGUGAAACAAUCAAUUGACCAAAUCAGUCACGCACUAAAUAUAUGUAGGACGUUAUAUUUACAAUCAUGUUUAUUUUAGUGCAACGGGACUUGAAGUAAAAAUCCUGUAUUACCUCAGACCUUAGCUGUAUGGAGCGCUCUGUUGAGGAAGCUGUUCUCAAAGUCCCGGGGUGCGUUCAGUAGGGACAAAUAGGACUGUUCUCAAAGUCCCAGGGUGCUUUCAAUAGGGACAAAUAGGACUGUUCUCAAAGUCCCGGGGUGCUUUCAGUAGGGACAAAUAGGACUGUUCUCAAAGUCCCGGGGUGCUUUCAGUAGGGACAAAUAGGACUGUUCUCAAAGUCCCAGGGUGCUUUCAAUAGGGACAAAUAGGACUGUUCUCAAAGUCCCGGGGUGCUUUCAGUAGGGACAAAUAGGACUGUUCUCAAAGUCCCGGGGUGCUUUCAGUAGGGACAAAUAGGACUGUUCUCAAAGUCCCGGGGUGCUUUCAGUAGGGACAAAUAGGACUGUUCUCAAAGUCCCGGGGUGCUUUCAGUAGGGACAAAUAGGACUGUUCUCAAAGUCCCGGGGUGCGUUCAGUAGGGACAAAUAGGACUGUUCUCAAAGUCCCGGGGUGCUUUCAGUAGGGACAAAUAGGACUGUUAUCAAAGUCCCGGGGUGCUUUCAGUAGGGACAAAUAGGACUGUUAUCAAAGUCCCGGGGUGCUUUCAGUAGGGACAAAUAGGACUGUUAUCAAAGUCCCGGGGUGCUUUCAGUAGGGACAAAUAGGACUGCUCUCAAAGUCCCGGGGUGCUUUCAGUAGGGACAAAUAGGACUGUUCUCAAAGUCCCGGGGUGCUUUCAGUAGGGACAAAUAGGACUGUUAUCAAAGUCCCGGGGUGCUUUCAGUAGGGACAAAUAGGACUGUUCUCAAUCAGAGAGCAAUAAUCCCUUUUUUCUUUUUGUUUUCAGCAUUUUAAUUAAGGGUCUGCUCAAUGUGGAUGUCCAAUCAGUCUGUUCUGAUGCUGUCUCUGUCUGUAGCAUUAUUGUUGCAUUAUUAUCAGUAGCUACCAUCUCAAUGACAUACAUGUAAUGUUCAAAAUUGCACAAAUGAAAUGCGCUCACAGCUAGUGUCUGUAAGUGAAAACCUAUGUAUCUCUAGGGGCUUUGACUGAAGCCUUGAAUAAACGUCUACCCACCA